UGUGACUAUUGUCACGUGAUACUCACCGUAUCCAAUGGCAACAUAAAAAACAAAACGUGCACGAUCGCACACAGUAUAGUAGUAAUGGAUAGCGGUAGAGCCACACCGGAGGAGCCUCAGGGAGGGAAGUAAGUAAAGACAUGGGUCGACUCUCCGUGCACUCAGUGGUAUACACCACUCCCCAUAUCCCAGUGUCGGAGAAGAGGCUCCUCCCGAGUCUUAUCGCUCCAACUCCAAGAAAGAGGAGCUGCUGCUGGGCUACUGCGACAACUUCACCAGACAGUUCAAGAAGUUGUAUGGAGACAGGAAACCUCAGUUCUUGCGACCAGUCAACGAGUGUGGCAUUGAGAAGUUUGCGUGCACCACUCUGCGGCCCACAUGUCUCCCUUACAAAGAGCUGUAUGACUGGGACGGCGCUGCCUCGUUUGUCGCGGGCUACAUCACCUGCUCACCUCUCCACCCCCCAGAUGAACUGGUAGAACAAAACCCUCAUUACUCCCUUAUUACUCUCUUUUGGUCUACUCCCCAAAUUUACAAACCAAACGGAAAUUUAAUGGAUCCUCCCCAACUGUUCUCAAACGUUUUCCAGAGCAGUGAAACCUUAGAAUAAGGGACAUCUUGGGGGAAGUGCAAGUGCCCUUUAUUCAGAGGCAUUCUUUAUUUGGAGGUGUGAGGCAGAUUAAAGCAUUAUUUAUAGAGGGUCCUUUGUCUUAAGGGUUUCGUUUCCCCUGGCACAGCCCCAACAGCUGUCGUCACCAACCCUGGUCCUCUCUCGUCAAGAAGGCACCAGUUUCGACAUGUCGGGACUCCUCUGCUCUCUGCUGGUGGGAGUCGGCUACGACGCCUACUGUGUCAGUGGGUACGCCAUGAGAGAGGUCACAGAGGUCGACCAGGGAGGGAAAACCUGUCCGCUUCUUGAAGUAGGGGAGAAGGAAGAGGAAGGAGGGGUUGGGGGGAAGCUGUCUCGCUACCUGGUGCGACCUCCACGCGACCUCUCCAGUCAAUUCGAGCGCCGACAGGAAACCAAAGCCAGUGCCGAAGAGGAGAGGAAGAAGAGGGAAAUUGAAGCAGCGAAUGCUCCCGUCGAGGAAGAGGGAGAGGUAGACAAGUACCAUGGACUGCGGGUCCACUGCUGGGUGCUGGUCCUGUCUGGGAAGAGAGAGGUGGCCCAGAACUUCUUCAUCGAGGCCACCACCGGAGAGAGUUAUUCGACAGAUUCAGAGCUGUAUCUGGGCAUAGAGUCACUGUGGAACCACAGGAACUAUUGGAUCAACAUGCAGGACUGCGCUCGGGGGCUCCAGAAUCUGGUGUUUGAUUUGGGAGACGCUACAAAGUGGGAGUCCUUCUUUCCCUCUGUGGAUCAGCCACUGCUGGUGGUGCCUGAAGAGAGCACCGCCACUCUCGGGGAAGAGAAAAAACCUGAUGAUAAGGAGGAUUUUGAACUGCCUCCAUCGUGGGUCCUUCCUCUCCACAUCUCCAGCAAAGACUUUGAGACCCGCUGUCCUCAAGGGAAGAAGACGACACUCUACCACAAGUCUCGACUGGAGACCUUCUCUGACUACCUCACCUCAGACGGCCUCGUCUCCCGCCUCUCUCUCUACAGUGACACCGCCAGGCGGAGCCGGGUGGAGACGAGGAGUGUGUAUCGUCACAGGGAGGACAGACUGGAGAGGAGGGUGGAGGAGGGAGGGAGUGGGCUGGUUCACGAGGAGUUUAGUCUGGGGAGGGAGAGCGCUCUCCGGAGCCACACCCACUCCACCAUACAUCAUCACUCCAGGACGCUGACCUUCUACCACAAUGCGAGAGUGGAUGGUCUGAGAAGUCGAGAGCUGGCGUCAUCAGAGAUGGUAGAGGUCUUCCAGGGAAGGCCAGACUUCCUCCACCAGCGCAGCACCGCCUACCUCAAGACCACGCCCUCCAGGAGCUCUGGAGAUCACAGGGAGGUCCUGAGGAUAGUGGAGAAGUUCCACCAUGACCCGUCCCUGCCCCCCAACUCUGCCGUGGCUGAGAGAGUGUUCAGUCUGAAGGAGCCGUCGUCCAUCCGAGUCACCUACCACCUGGAGCCAGACAGAAUCACCGCCUCUCAUCGCCUCUUCCUCACCCCUCCCCACUCUCAGGAACAGGGAUACAAUCUCACCUUUGACCCCAACGCCAUCUCUGGAUACCAGGUAGAUCCACAGGCUCCAGAGCCCAAGUCUCAGGAACUGUUUCAACAGCUGGAGUCACUGAUGGCAGCUCAGGAUGACAUCAUCUCCCAGGUCUCCUCCACACCCUCCACACCCUCACUCCCUCACUCCCCCACAGGUGAGAGCCUCAGAGAGGGAGGUGGCGGCCAUUCUAGGCAGGAGAGAAGCAGAGGAAUCCAACCCACAGCUGUCGGUGUCAGUCUACGACGUUGCCAGGAACCAGAAGGCCUUCCAGCAGAGAGAGGAGGAGGAAGAGAGGGCGAGGGAGGAGGAGAGGAUCCAGAGGGAGAAGGAGAGGGACUACCUCGCCCCUUUCCUCGGGAAACUGGUGGGGGACGCCAAGGAGAUGGACAGGGAGCGGAUGGUCGCGGUUGCCGAGGAGUGUCUGAAGGACAAGCGGCAGAGUCUGGUCGACAAGGCCAACAGACUCCAGUGCCAGUUUGACGCUGAAACAGAGGCCCUCUCCCGCAAGCAGGCGUGGUACAAGGCCAACCAGGACUCCAUCACCAGGGAGUCAGAGGCCAACUACACCGCCUUCUGCAACGACUCCCUGUUCAGGAUACACAUCCUAGAACAGAGACUCAACAUACACAAGAGCACAGCUCCUGAGAAGUAUCUACAGUUGGAGAGAAGACUGAGAGAAGACCACAGACUACGACCUGCUCACUAACUAAACACUCCACACACACACACACACACACACGGCUCUCAAAAGAUUUGAUAUAUACAUAAUUCAAUAGUUUAGAGUUUUAAGAGUUUUGAAGAGUCAAUGACCACACCCCCUUCGUUAAUCUGGACCGUGAAUAUCUUGUUAGGACUCACUGGACUCUUCUCCACUGUCAGCUGUGGACAGAGGAAGAGAGAAGGAGAGGAAGUGGUCAUAUCAAAGAGACGAAGAGCUCACUGUUCGCUGGGACUCUGUGAGGUGGUUCAGGAGUAAUCUGAUGUUCACACAGUGAGCCCACGUGUUGCCAAGGGCAGCAGUCACAUGACCUCCACCACUGCCUCCCGACCAAUCAGAUUCCUUCUCCACGUCAUGUGACACCCCACCAACAGCCGUGACUUGGUUCGUCACAACUACCUGUGCAUGUGUGUGUAAACCAUCAGGGUGACAUCAAUUGGGGUGCAACUUUACCGGGACGUGGAACACCUCAGCCAGAUACCUGCAGUAAGAGAGCAUCACCACAACAGACAGACACAUUACUUGGCUCUCACAUCUUGCCCCAACUCUCCCAUUUUCAGUUUCAAAGUCCCUCCAAUUAUUACAAUUUCCCCUCCCCUCACAGCCAAUGAGUCCCCGUCCCAAUGUGAUUUCCCUCCCUAACGACACACUCAGGAUCUUUCAAUAAACAACCUUCUCUUCCGCCUCACUUGUAACCUUAUUUAAUGCACACCAAAUCCACAUUUUACUUCUCAAUCUUCCUCCACAGCGGAACCCUCUAAUCCGGACACCAACUGACAGAAGAGGUGUCCAUUUUUUUUAGUCUGGACGUGAAGCCACCCAGUGUAGCUGCUCGCUCGGCCAUUUCUCUCCCAUCUCUGGCUCCA
Molecule: messenger RNA, 3734 nt
Organism: Geodia barretti
Lineage: Eukaryota; Metazoa; Porifera; Demospongiae; Tetractinellida; Geodiidae
Source: the annotation of a GenBank genome assembly